Molecule: messenger RNA, 4059 nt
Organism: Gymnodraco acuticeps
Lineage: Eukaryota; Metazoa; Chordata; Actinopteri; Perciformes; Bathydraconidae
Product: trafficking kinesin-binding protein 1
Exons: 16
Coding region: 1-2628 (875 amino acids)
Biological process (GO): neurotrophin TRK receptor signaling pathway; neurogenesis; anterograde axonal transport of mitochondrion
Cellular component (GO): dendrite
Molecular function (GO): signaling receptor binding
Source: RefSeq, a predicted model, not a curated record
AUGAGUCCGAUGAGGGUGGUGUCGUCUGAACUUCAGGAGCUUGACAGACUGGUGACUGGAGGUGCAGCUCCCCGUCUCAAGCUGUCCCACCCUGCCUCCCCUCCCUCCUCUCCUCUUCCUGCUCCUCUUUCUCCUCCCUCCUGGUCCCCACAGGCCCACCUGGACUCCCAGUCAGCGUUCUCCCUCCAUGAGGGGCAGGGGGAGGCGCUUGGGUCCCUGGGGACGGACCCCCGGCCUCUUCAUAUUGAAACAUCUGAGAGCCUCGGGGACCUGGGACAACCAGCCUUCCACGAUGUCUCAACUUUAACAGACCUUUGUUCCGACCUGCCCGAGUUGGAGAUAGUGAGCCUCCUGUCUGAGGGUCAGCCCAGCUACACCCUCCGAGCGGACACGGUGUUCGGAUACGACCAUGACGACUGGCUGCACACCCCUCUGCUGACACCAAUCGUGGCUCUGGGACUCACACACGAGCAGAUAGAAGAGACGCUCAAGUACUUCUUGCUGUGCUCGGACAGAGUGGGCCAGGUCACCAAGACAUAUCAUGACAUCAAGGCGGUCACUCACUUGCUGGAGGAGAAAGAGCGGGAUCUCGAGCUAGCGGCGCGGAUCGGUCAAUCCCUGCUGAAACAGAACCAAGAAAUAACCGCACGCAAUGAAAUGCUGGAUGAGCAGCUGGAAAUAGCAAAGGAAGAGAUUGCUCAACUUCGCCAUGAGCUGACAAUGAGAGACGACCUCCUUCAGUUCUAUGCGAGCACCGAGGAGAUCGAGAACGCUGAAUCACGUUCCCCGAUAAAAAGAAAUGAGUCAUGCACUUCUCUCACCAACUUGGUCCACUACGACUUCCUGCAUCAGAAACUGAAGGGUCUGGAGGACGAGAAUCGCAUGCUGCGAACAGAGGCCAGUGAUCUCACAACAGAGACGACCAACUACGAGGAGCAAGAGCAGGAGCUGAUGAUGGUGUGUGUGGAAGAACUCUCAUCUGUCAAUAAGCAGGUGGUGGACCUGUCAGAGGAGCUGGCGCGGAAAGUGGAGGACUUCUUCCGGCAGCAGGAGGAGAUCAGCUCGCUGCUCGCUCAGGCCGUGGACCUGCAGGCUCGCUGCAAAGGGAUCACACAUGAAAAUGAGGAGCUGAACCAACACCUGAGUGCCUCCCGUGAGAGCCAGCUAAAUCUUCAAUCAGAGCUCAAGGACCUGCGGGACAAGUACUCACAGUGUGAGGACAUGCUCUGCGAGGCCCGAGAGGACAUCAAGAACCUGCGGAAUAAGAGCCUCCCCAACAGCACAGUGCAGCGCUACACCGCGCUGGCCUCCGUCCUCCCCAUGGACUCUCUGGCAGCCGAGAUUGAGGGCACCUUCCGCAAAGGCCUGGACACCCCCGCACCCUCAGAGUACAGGACCCACCCGUGGCGUGUGUUUGAAACAGUGAAGGUGGUGAACAAGGUUGCGAUGAGACUGCGGUCUCGCUGCCCCUCCCCCGGGCUGCCCGGCUCCAGCCCGCUGUCGGCUCGCGCCAGCUGCACCAGCACCCCCAGGACCAGCUACUACGGCUCCGACAACAUCAGCCUCACCCUGGAGGAGAAGCCAAACUGCAACAAUGCUCAGAAAGAAGACAACAGUGGGAGUGGGCCGAAGCGCCUGGGCCAGCCGGGCACCCCCGGGGGUCAGGACCUGGAGGCCGCCCUGCGCAGCCUGUCGGCCCGCCAGCAGAGCCACUCCUCUGAGCGGCCGUUCUUCGACGUGGAGCGUGAGCGGAAACUCCACGCCCUGGCAGCGGACUGCGAGGAGGCAGAAGGCUCCAGCGGCUUCCUGACGCCCAACGACAGCCUGGUCUCCAGCCCGGCCACCUCCACCGGCACCAACUACUCCAACGGCAGCUCCCGGCACUCGUGUGGCUCCUCAGGAGGAUCCAGGUCCUACCUGCCCGACCGCCUGCAGAUCGUCAAACCACUGGAAGGCUCGGUGACUCUGCACCAGUGGCAGCAGUUGGCCAAACCCAACCUGGGGGGCAUCCUGCACCCCCGCCCCGGCGUCCUGACGAAGGACUUCAGGGAGCUGGAGGUGGACAUACAGCACGUCUACAGUCUGAACGACCUGGAGGAGGACGAGCCUGACCUGUCGCAGCUCUCCGGAGCACAUGGCAUGGCCUCUCCAUCCAAACUCCCUCAGACCCCCCCCUCACAUCUAACAACCACCUGCCAAGUCCUCCAACCCUCCCUCCUCAUGUCCUCCUUCUCCACUAGCCUUCGCUCUUUCGGCCUGCCAUCUUGUAGGAACUGUGAGCUUGUGAACACUUCAUCGCCAUCCCACCAGCAGCACGUUGGCGCGGGAGGCCGGACCGCCACCUCAAAUGUAACCACUUCAUCGCUGGGACUCCUGCAGCUUUUGCAAGAGCGUGGCAUCUCAUCUUCUCCUCAUCCUCACCACUGCCUGCACUACAGCCACAGUGCAGAACCUCCACCAUUCACAGGGAGGGACAACAGUGGAGGAUUACAAUCUGACAAAGAGGGGAGAAGGAACGCUUUCAGUUUGAACUUGGUGGAGAAACUUCAAGGUCUGGGGUUGCACAGAGUGGCAGCUUUGGGGAUGACGGGCCACAGUGGGAGAGAGGAGCAGUCAAACCUCCUCUGAAGAGUUUAAACCGACUGCUUCUCAGUGUAUUAACUUUAAAACCAGCCAUGUGUUCCCCGCUGUGUGCCGUUCAGAACCCACAGCUCUGACAAACGCCACAGAAUGUGCUAGAGCCAUAUUUAAAGUUGUUGGUAGUGUACAGUUAUAUUAUUUUGUAUGAAUGUGUGUACAGUAGCUGUGUGUGUGACAUUCAUCUCAGGAACAUCACCUGAUCACCAGUCUGUUUGACUGCAACCUGCAGAAACAGCUUAUUUUUUCACAAAAAAAUCAUGAAGAAAAAACCUUUUAUACCGUGUUUUGUGAUUGUUAUUAUACAUAUUUUGCCUGCCGCCGGUUUUAAAGGGGACAUAUCAUGUAAAAACACACUUAUAAUGUACUUGUCUGGAGUGAACAACCGAAAACUGUCAAAUAAAACUCUUUGGGCUGCCAUGCUCCCCUUACCUUCACCAAGUUGCACCAUAUUAUUCCCAUAAGCCAAUCAGAGUAGACUGUACUUUGUUUAAGAGGUGUCCUUAAAGAGACGGGGGCUAAAACGUUUCAGACAUAUAAAAGUAUAUCCAGUAGAAACCCAAUAACAAGUAUGAACAUGAAAAUGAACAUGAUAUGUCUCUUUUAAAAGGUCAUUUUUCCAAAACUGGAACAUCCCUUGUAUAUACUGUAACACAAUUGUCUUUUGGGAAGUUAUGAAAAAACUAUAUGCAGUAAAUUAUUGUUAGUUUGAACAUCAAACCAAACCAAUGCUUUCACACUGAAGUACUUUAAAAAAAAAUAACCACUGAAAAACACUCUGGUCUUCUUGCUUAUUAGCUGCUACACUGAGCAGAGCAUGUUGUAUUGAGAGGCAUUGCGAUUAUGCACUGACUGAAAUAUACAAUGUUGAUGAUUUUGACAUCCAGCCGUCUGCUCUGAAGUUGAUUUGUUCUGGCUGCACAGAGAAUUUACUUUUUUAACUUGAUCGUGAGCAAAACUCACCAAAAAUAAAUCAGGUUGCCUCACUGUAUUAAAGACAGUGAAAGGGAUUUUAAAAUGCAAUAUAUAUUUACUGCACUGCGUUGACUGAGAAUCUUGCUUGUACAAAUCUGCUGCAUUUCACAUCAUCAGGACAUUUGAAAUUGCUUGGAUAUAAUGAAAAAGAAAGGGCAUUCAAAGUGAAUUCCCUGUGUUUUAAGGGGAAUCCUUAUUUAAAGACGAGACGAGUGAUUUAAAACGGCAUGUUUCUUUGAAAUUUGUCGAACAAUCAACUGUAGCAAAAAGGCAUAGGAUACUGUGGAUUUGAAAGGGAAGAAAUCAUAAACACAGGUUAUCCUUAUAAUGUGUUAUGACGUAAAUCAACCAAACUGCACUAGUGUUUGCUCUGUUCUGUGUUAGCAUCACACUGUUAAUGUCAGUGACGUGUGUAUACUACCUGUGAAUAAAAACGUUGCAUUUCUA